Molecule: messenger RNA, 1328 nt
Organism: Halichondria panicea
Lineage: Eukaryota; Metazoa; Porifera; Demospongiae; Suberitida; Halichondriidae
Product: ER degradation-enhancing alpha-mannosidase-like protein 3
Exons: 8
Coding region: 161-1168 (335 amino acids)
Biological process (GO): carbohydrate metabolic process; endoplasmic reticulum mannose trimming; mannose trimming involved in glycoprotein ERAD pathway
Cellular component (GO): membrane; endoplasmic reticulum
Molecular function (GO): calcium ion binding; mannosyl-oligosaccharide 1,2-alpha-mannosidase activity
Source: RefSeq, a predicted model, not a curated record
UUAGUAGAAUUAAAGGAAUAAUCAUGUCUUGAAAUAUUGAAAUCCAACCUUCAAGACAAAGAGACUCUGUGCUUUGUUUAUCUUUCCUCCUACUAUGAACAGGUUAUAGCUGACAGGGUGAGUUGCAAUAUGCAAGGGGCCUUCCAGACCUUCUCUUGAAAUGGCUGAAUGCAUGAAUUCACCUCAUCGAAUGACUAGAUCUUUCAUGGACUCACUUCUGGCGUUCUGGCCUGGUCUACAGGUUCUGUGGGGUGAUGUAGACACAGCUAUACACAUUCACGACAUGCUUUAUCAUGUGAUGGAGAGACACAACUUCCUACCCGAGGCAUUCACUCAUGACUUCAGGGUCCACUGGGGAAACCACCCUCUCAGGCCUGAGUUCAUUGAGAGCACUUACUUCCUCUACAAGGCGACUGGAGAUCCAUACUACCUGGACGUGGGUCGAUCAGUGGUGAACAACUUGAACAAGUACGCCAGAGUGAGGUGUGGCUUUGCUGCCAUCAAGGACCUCAGGACCAACGCUCACGAGGACAGAAUGGACUCCUUCGUACUGGCUGAGACGUUCAAGUAUCUGUUCUUGUUGUUUGCUGACGAGGGGGACAGUCCCCUGAACAUGGAUGACUUUGUGUUUACGACUGAGGCCCACCUCUUCCCCCUCUCCCUCGCCAGCGCUAACACCACCCUCAAUAGAGUCGUCCAAGAGGCAUUGCUGGUGAAGAACACAGACCUGGUGAAUAUGAGCACUGUCACUGUUACCACUAGCGGACCAGACUCUUCUGGGAAGGCAGCAAAGAACAAACCAGUCGCUGACAGCUUCACUAAAGAAUCUGUGGUGAUCAGUGCGUACCUGAUGUGCCCUAAUGACCGACGGCCGUUUGUCCUGUUGGACCGCUUUGAGAAGAUGGUCUUCAAACUUUGCACCAGCUCAAGGUUCAACAAACGACCAACCAGUGCCAAGCGUAAGCGUCUCACUCCUCCUCGUCUCUCGAUCAAUUCUCUGGACUUCAAGAACCCAGGUCACCUGAAGAUCCUCACUGAGCUGGGCAUUGUGGUUCAAGUGGUGGAGGGAGAUAAAGUGCAGGUCUCCCACAAUAUGGCCAAGGCCAAUAUAGCCCUGAGGACGCAGAGGAGGGAUGGUACCUCAUGCAGGAUAUUGUCAAGCUCAUGAAUCAGCAGCACGUCACAGAUGGUAGUCAGAGACAGACACCGAAGCUGGCUCGUAUACUGACCCCUGCUGACCUCCAGGAGAGGGGCAUACGACACGAGUUCACUGUAGGUCCAGCCAUGUUCGGGCCAGAGCUGGGCGUGGGGGAGUUCCAAGUGGGAGG